Messenger RNA from Arachis ipaensis, 529 nucleotides. NCBI's taxonomy places the organism in Eukaryota, Viridiplantae, Streptophyta, Magnoliopsida, Fabales, Fabaceae. The record is from RefSeq and is a predicted model, not a curated record.
CUCAACCCUGACUCCCUAUGCCUUCCAGCCGUGAAGCACUCGCCUUUAGCAGCUCUCGCCGUCGAAGGUCUGGCAUCUCCUUGCGUCGCCAGAAGGUCGUUUUGGAGUUGCUGGUCGCGAUGACGUCUCUUCCCUCUUCGUCAAGCCCAGACCUCCUCGUCGUCGUCGUCAGUUUGUACCUACUGCUGGCUCGUCUUCUCGUCUCUGCCCCGCUCGUCAGUACCAGUUGCGUGGUGCUUCCCCAUGCUAGUGGGUCCACCGCCGAUCUGCUCUCUCUUCCCUCUGGUCCCGAUCUUAGAGGACAAAAGGGGGUGAAGCAAAAUCUUGACUUGCAAGACGCACCGGUAUCUCCAUGAAAUGUUGUCGCCGCAACGCCAGGCAUGUUCUUCUUCUCUUUUAAUAUGCACAAGCCAAAAUAAUGUAAAAUCAUGCAGAUUGCUAAUAAUUCUCACCUUCUGGAAAGGUCAAGUAUGAAGUUUGCUCCCCUGAUGCAUUGAAUAAACUAUUGGUGAAGUUUGGGGUGACUCAA